AUGCAAACACUAGUAUUUGAGGGGUUGUGUGAAAAUAAUUUUUCUCUUGCUGAACCACAAAGACAUAGACUGAAASAGCUUCUUUUGGACAUACUGGCUUUUCUUUCUAUCUUCUUUCUUGUGGAUAUUAUGGCUAAUAACACAAGUUUAGGAAGUCCAUGGCCAGAAAACUUUUGGGAGGACCUUCUAAUGUCCUUCACGGUAUCCAUGGCGAUCGGGCUGGUGAUUGGAGGAUUUAUUUGGGCAUUGUUGGUUUGUCUGUCUCGAAGAAGAGCCAGCGCUCCCAUCUCACAGUGGAGCUCCAGCCGGAGGUCCAGGUCCUCGCACACCCAGAGCCUCAACAGAAGUGGGUUCUACCGCCACAGCGGCUGCGAGCGCAGAAGCAACCUCAGCCUGGCCAGCCUCACUUUCCAGCGACAAGCGUCCCUGGAGCUAGCAAAUUCCUUCCCGAGAAAACCGAGUUUCAGAGCUUCCACCUUCCAUCCGUUUCUGCAGUGUCCACCGCUUCCCGUACAAACUGAGAGUCAGUUGAUGACCCUGCCUUCUUCCAGCACAUCCGCCUCUGUCAACGCCUCCCAACCUCUGAGCCGGCCGGACUUCCACUGGUCCAGCGACAGCCUCCGGGUGGGCUUCUCAAUCCCGCCACCACCUGCCUAUGAUUCCAUCAUUAAGGCAUUUCCAGAUUCCUGAGCACAAAACGGCAGAACAUUGGAGACUCUGAAGUUCCUUGAUUCCAUGCGUUUAUAAGUGAGAGAAGCAAACAAAGAAAGCCGACCUCUGUUGCUGUUGCCAGAUGCUCCAAUUCUGACACGCAUUUUUCCAAGAUGGACUCUUAUGGUGCUUAUCUCCUCAAUCAUUAUCAUAUUAUUGAAGCAAAAAUCCUUGAAUUUUCUAGUAUGAGGAUAUAACUUCUUCACCACUGAAGUGAUGUUGUUAGAAAAGGAACACCACACAUUCAAUUAAUUAUUCUACCUAAAAGCAAACUGGUUUUGGCCUUGAGCUCACAUUUAUCUUAAGGGAUUAAUUUUCUUUCUUAGACUUGGUUCUAGCAACUGGAAAAGCACUUUAUCUAGGGAUCUUCUCUUGUAACUUUGCAGACAAAUAAGGAUGAGUAACUGGGGAGAUAAUCUGUUAUCAAAAGAAAAGCUUCAAUCAUGGAAAAUUAUUCUUCCUGGACUGGUUCUCAGCCAUUAGGAAUCAUCUCCUGUCUGUUUCUCUAUGAAUUUCAAUACAAGUUUCUCUGAAGAGUCUUUGUGGAAUGGUUAAACCAUGCCAUGUGGUUGCUGGUGCAGACAGUUAUUUAAGAGGACCCUGUCUGCAGGGGUUCACCUGUGUCCAAGAGGGGACAUCCUUAAACGUGGGUACCAGAGAGCAUCAGUGGCCCCAUGUCAGGGGCUGCCCUUUGAAUUUAAUAACAGAAAUUCACUGGAGUAUCAUUCAAAAGCUUGUGGUUCACUUUUGAAUAAGAAAGUAUUUAGUGUAUGUUGCUCUUUGUUUCUCUAAAUAUUGGGAUUUUUUAGUGAAGAAAAUGUACUCUCAUUUUAGCUUCUGCAGCACAGUGGUCACAGCUAAUAGUGUCUAAACAUAUUUUAUAUAAUAAAACAUUCCAUAUAGCAUUUUUUAUUAAUUUCAUAUAAUUUUUAUUAUUCAUUGUUUCUCAAGGGAAAAUUUUCUCCCUAAUGUCUAUAGAAAGGUGCUCUCUAAUUAAAUAUGCACACAAGGAAAGAAAGAAGGAAAAGGGAAAGAUGGAAGGAAGAAAGCAAAACAAAACCAACAAAAAAAACCCACAGGAUAUUCAAUUCUUGUAAAUUAUUUUUUUAAAUAAGAAAAUUUAGAAGUUGYGAUGUAGCCAAGUAAGAUUUCAAGAGAGCUUUAAUCUCAAUAACAAGGCUAUUUUAACUUUCAAGUCAUUCUUAAUGUUUAACAGGAAAAGAAGCAAAGUAUAUUUUUUUCCUAGAAUUUUUGUGGGGAGUAAAAUAUCUGCUUUAUAGCUCUCAAAUGAGGGAAACAACAGCAGAAAUUCUUUGGCAUAUAUAACUAAGGCUGUUUCCCAGUAUCUUACAAAUAUCAUGCACUGUGUAAAAUGUGAAAUUAAAGCAAAAAUUGAAG
This is a messenger RNA of Urocitellus parryii (Arctic ground squirrel), 2109 nucleotides long. It is a transcript of the gene Myct1, whose product is annotated as MYC target 1. Gene Ontology annotation, cellular component: nucleoplasm. The record is from RefSeq and is a predicted model, not a curated record. NCBI's taxonomy places the organism in Eukaryota, Metazoa, Chordata, Mammalia, Rodentia, Sciuridae.